This is a messenger RNA of Brassica oleracea var. oleracea, 1534 nucleotides long. RefSeq lists its product as uncharacterized. Bases 584 to 1321 code for a protein of 245 amino acids. The transcript is spliced from 9 exons. NCBI's taxonomy places the organism in Eukaryota, Viridiplantae, Streptophyta, Magnoliopsida, Brassicales, Brassicaceae. The record is from RefSeq and is a predicted model, not a curated record.
AAUUUUAAUCUUUUGUUUCUUAUAAGAAAAAAUGUUUUUUUUAAAAAAAAAUUAAAAGGGAAAAAAAAAGGAGAGCAGAGUAGAGAGAGUCGAGGGAUGAUAUGCUACAGCGAAUCGCGUGUGUUUCUUCUGCCGUUGAUUGUGUUUAUGAGCAGCUCUUCAUGAUGCGAUCUUCAUCACACUUUCGACUUUUUCCUUGUUUAUUCCUUCUUUUAUUUUAAUGAAUUAUUAAUACAAAAGGCUUUUACGGGCCUGGUCUUGUGUUUUGUUUCCGUCUUUCAGAGAUCCGCUCUCGCAGGUUGCAAGAGCUUUUCUUCUCCAGUUUCUUGUCGCCCACUUGCGUAGAACAUAAACGUCAAGCCGUUUGUCGUUUUCGAGCUUACACUCCCUGCCGUCUUUAAAUCUUUCAUUUAACCACUAUUAAACCGGCUCAGUCCCACUUUCCCAAACCCGGUUCAAUCACGUCCCUUCAAAGAGAAAUCGAAAGAUCCUUUGGAGAGUCUCAGGGAAGUUGCCGACACCGGGAAAAUCGCCGGUGUGCCUGCCUGAAACAGUCGGAACGCCGGAGAACUGGUGACAGAGAAUGAUUAUGCAUUUGGCUGUUCUGUUUCUCGCCAUCAUCGUUUCACCACUCUUUGUUUUCUCAUCUCAAAUCGAGCAGAUCGGUUCUAACCAGAAUGAUCCAGACGCAGCUAAGCUCAGAAUAUCACAACUAGAAGAAGCUGUUCUUGAGGAGACUACGCAGAAGGUGAAAGAGCGUGAGAGGUUGAUCCAAGAUGCUGAAAGUCAGAUCCUUGAUUUUCACUCUGCUUCAUCCAGUUUCGAGAGCGGUUUACCUUUGGUCCAAGAGAGGAUAAGCGAGUUGAAAGAAGAGAUUAAACUCCUAUGGGCUGCCUUGAGAACAGCCAACUUUGAGCUUCACGUUUUAGAGGAUAAGGCAAGAGAUGCUGAGCGUCAAGUUAAGGCUACGGCUUUCGAAGUUAAACAGAUGACCGAAGUUGUUACGGAGCAAUGGAUUCAAGUUCAGCAUCUUGAGCAGAUGAAAGAAUUCAAUAACCGUAGGAAUCGCGUUCCUAGCAGAUGCACUCUCUUGAAGCUCAUGAGUGACAUCCGCUGGGAGGUAAAGAAUGCCCUGUCUCAGUUAAGAAGCCUCUGGGCAGCUGUUACCAAAUACCACCACCAGUUGCAAGGCUUCAUCAAGCAUGAGAUGGAAAGAAACCAGAUCACAUCAGCUCUUGCAAACAGUGAAGUGGUGUUUUUUAUGGCAUCUGCGUUGAUUGCCUUCCCGGUGUUUGGAGCAUGGAUCUUACUCUCUGCCUAGUUUUGUUCCUAGAAUACAUGAUCAACGGAUGCGUCAGCCAUAUUCAGAUUGGUUUUGCUUCUGUUUGUAGCUCUAAAUAUUGUCUAGUCAUUGAGAUCCCUAUGAUUGAUUGCAUCUGUGAGCAAACCGAUAUUGGGGUUAAUCUCUGGUUUGAACCUGUUAAUUUUGGGUAUGUUGCACAAUUUUGUCAAAGUUCAGUUUUCGGAGUAAGUA